Molecule: messenger RNA, 1592 nt
Organism: Scomber japonicus (chub mackerel)
Lineage: Eukaryota; Metazoa; Chordata; Actinopteri; Scombriformes; Scombridae
Gene: g6pc1a.2
Product: glucose-6-phosphatase catalytic subunit 1a, tandem duplicate 2
Exons: 5
Coding region: 52-1134 (360 amino acids)
Biological process (GO): gluconeogenesis; glucose 6-phosphate metabolic process
Cellular component (GO): membrane
Molecular function (GO): glucose-6-phosphatase activity
Source: RefSeq, a predicted model, not a curated record
AGUCGUGUUUCUUUCUAACUGACUCACACAUCAGCAGACUGAAGAGCUAAGAUGUUUACUGCUUUAAUGGACUCCUUACAGGGUUUUGGGGUGAGCAGCACCCACUACCUGCAGACCAACUAUAAGGAUGCCCAGGGUCUGUUUCUCUGGGUGUCCUGGGCUGCAGAUCUCAGGAACACCUUCUUCAUCUUCUUCCCGCUUUGGUUUCACCUGCGGUCGUCAGUGGGUAUCAAGCUCAUCUGGGUGGCUGUGAUUGGAGACUGGCUAAACUUGGUGUUCAAAUGGAUUCUGUUCGGGGAGAGGCCUUACUGGUGGGUCUUUGAGGCAGAUUACUAUUCAACCUCUGCUCCUCCUCACAUUGAGCAGUACCCUAUGACCUGUGAGACUGGACCAGGCAGUCCCUCCGGCCAUGCUAUGGGAGCUGCAGGCGUCUACUACACCUUGGUGACCUCGAUCCUCGCCAUCACGACCAGCAAGAAGAAAUUUGGAAGCAAGAAAUCCACCAACAAAGAAUGGUAUCUGAAGGCCAUUCUGUGGACACUGUUCUGGGGAGUCCAGGUGUGUGUCUGUCUCUCAAGAGUCUUCAUUGCUGCCCACUUCCCCCAUCAGGUCAUUGCUGGUGUUAUCACAGGUAUGAUAGUCGCUGAGAUCUUCAACAGAAUUCAGUGGAUCUACAACGCAAGCAUGAAGAAGUACUUCUACACCACCUUUUUCUUGACCUCCUUUGCCGUCGGCUUCUACCUGCUGCUCAAGACCGUGGGCGUGGACCUGUUGUGGACCCUGGAGAAAGCCCAGAAGUGGUGCGUUAACCCAGAGUGGGUCCAUCUAGACUCCACUCCCUUUGCCAGCCUCCUGCGCAACAUGGGCACCCUGUUCGGUUUGGGCCUGGGCCUGCACUCCCCCCUCUACACUGAGACCAAGAAGAGCAGCAGCACAUUGGCUAAAGCAGGGUGCGUCAUCAGCUCUCUGGUCCUGCUGCACCUGUUUGACUCCUUCAAGCCUCCCACACACACCGCAGCUCUCUUCUACCUGCUGUCCUUCUGCAAGAGCGCCACCGUGCCUCUGGUCACCGUUAGUAUCAUCCCAUACUGCGUAAACGGAGCUCUGGGCCUGCAAAACAAAAAGGGAGUGUGAGCUCAAACUCAGAUUAUAAAGACUAAUAAAACUGGAAGUGCAGAGUAAUCUCUUCCAGGAUCCUAAAAAAAAGACUUUACUCAGGUGCUUAUUGCAUUCACAUAACCAAAUGAUCAUCAGAAGACGCCUAAGGGAUCAAUGGGAAAUUGUCAAUUGGAUUUUGGACUCUGUGAACACUGUGUGACAUUAAGUGAAAACACUAUCCAUGAUGCCCAGUGGCACUUACAAAGACUCAUGUUUUGAAUAUAGCGAAGUAAGAUUGUGUGCGAAAAGGACAACACAAGAGUUUAACAAAGUAAUAUUUGGUUGCAGCUGCUGUGUUAAACCUCACUUUAAGGAUAAUAACAAACUCAUUUUUGUGUGUUAUUUCACCUUUAAUAGUAAUGUAUUUUUGAACAUUAUAGAAAGUAUUUUUGGAACAGUUUUGAAUAUUUUUUAAUAAAAAAUAUUUUAAAUGC